Molecule: messenger RNA, 2916 nt
Organism: Schistosoma guineensis
Lineage: Eukaryota; Metazoa; Platyhelminthes; Trematoda; Strigeidida; Schistosomatidae
Source: the annotation of a GenBank genome assembly
AUGACUUGGAAGGAGUUGGCUGAAGCUGAUGAUCUUGCUUCCGCUCUCACCGUUGACCCUUAUCUUGGAUUCACUACCCAUAAAAUGACUGACAUGAAGCUAAGAAUUCCAGAUAGAAUUAAAAGGAAGUUUCGUGAUAUUAUAUGCAACUUUCAGAAGCAUAAAUGUUAUGAUGCUGCCUAUAAUCAGUUGAUAGCCGAUCCAAAUAUUGUAAAACGUCCUUGGAGUGUUGAUCCUCGGUUCAAAGAGCAUGUCAAUCGUUAUCUUUUAUUGUUUGAUGAUCGUUCUGGCAUCGAAAUUCGACCAUGUUGGCGCUAUGCAUCGGAAAACCAUAUGGGUGCUGCAAUUUUCGCAACAAGAGAUUGGGCUAAAGGAUCACGUAUCAGUACCUUGGUGGGAUGUAUUGCUGAACUUAAACAUCACGAAGAAGCUGCAUUUCUGAAGCAUCACAAAAAUGAUUUUUCGGUUAUGUAUUCUUCUAGGAAAAAUUGCUCUCAGUUGUGGUUGGGUCCCGCUGCCUACGUUAAUCAUGAUUGUCAUCCAAAUUGUGAGUUCACAAUUAACUGUGAUGUUGACGCUCGUAUGAGUUUGGAAGCAAAAACGGAUAUAAAAUGUGGUGAUGAAAUUUUUAUCUAUUAUGGUACUCACUUUUUUGAUACAAAUAAUAGAGCUUGUGAGUGUUUUACCUGCGAGUUAUUGGGGCGCGGUUAUUUUAGUAAAUUUACACAAACGAUUGACAGUGCCACUGUUUCCAAUCAAAAACUGAUUCCAAAUAUUGUGAAUGGUCAAGAAAACUAUACCAGAAAUAUAGCGUCGUAUCACAAUGCCCGUUACAAUCCUAAUGCUCGUAGUCAUGUUCUUCUUGAUAAGAUGAACUUAUUACCAGAUAAUACUCUGUCUGCAUGUAAUGAUGCACAAAAUGCUAAGCAAUUAUCUUUGGAUUUUUUCCUCGAAAAGGGAUCUUCCACUGGUUUAGCUUGUAAAGCAUUACCUAAUGCCUACGCCUUACGCCAUACUGGAUCUCGUCUAAACCGCGUUAAAGCUCGAUUAUUUGCUGCAAAAGUAGCUUCUAUAAACAGAUCCUUUGGUGUGAACAGUCAAGAAAACAGAAAGCCAAAAAUCAAGUCUUACAAAAAGUGCAAAUUAAGAAUGACAAUUUCAAAUAUCAUUCCCUCUUUAAAAAGAAACAAGUCAAAAUCAAAUCCCCACGCCAUUGGUAAAAAAAACCUAAUGAAAUCUGUCGCUGCCGUAAAAAGCCGACAAAUAUUGUCUGACGCUCAAGCAAAGGACAAUUUUACUUCGAGAAGAAAUAUCGGUAACCUGUCUGAUCACAGUAUAGUUUGUGAUGGUAUAUCAUGGCAGGAAUCCGAUGGGACAAGUAGUGGAUUAGGGCGGAGUGUUAACAAUGACAGUAGUGGCUCCAAUAGUCCAUUACCACCAGAUUUGGAUCGGAUGUCAUCGACUUCACCAAACAAUUCAUUCAGUGAAACGAUUGUUGUUACACCUGAUCUUAAAUCAUCUUACUAUCUUGAAUCACUAGUUCAAAAAUGCACUGACAAUCGGAAUAUGAAACGAAAACCAUGUAGUAUUAGUGCUGAGUCUUCUAUACCAAUCAUCAGUCCAUUACGAAUUACAGCUGAAAAUGAACUAACAAAGAAUGUGGAACCUAUUUUGGGACGACUUAUGCAUGAAACAAAGUGUAGUGGUGAUUUAAAAAACCCAUUAACUACUAAUUAUAUAUUUAAUCAAUCUACUACUUCUGAACACUGUCGAAGACGUUUAACAAAUUAUGAUGCUCGUUUGAUAGCCGAGGCCAGUUUGCUCACUCCGGUAUCCAAACAAAGGCAACGUAAACCGCCAAUUUAUCCAGAUUCUGUAGAGUAUGUUUCAUUUAAAAAUACGGUGAGAUCUAAAACAAGAUCAAUAAAGUGUGGAAAUAAAGAUGAACUUUUGAAUGACAAGUCACAAAAUAACAACGGCCAUGAUGUUAAAGAUGCAAAUGACGAUUCUAAAAGUUUUUAUACUAAGUACAACCCACAAUUAGGGUUAUCUUUUGUGGGGAAUAAAUAUGUUGCGGCUUCAGGAACACAGUGUUAUGCAAUGCCGGACCAAUGUACGGAUAUUGAGUCUUUUUCUGAGGAGCUGAUACCCCCAUUACUAACCAGUCCUUCGAAACUUCAUACAACGUCAUCAUUUACUUUGUCAGAUAGUUCUCAUGAUGUGGGUCCUCCCUCCAUAUAUUCCACAGCUGAAGCAGAUGAUAGAAGUGAACUCAUUUCGAUUGAUUCUGAACUCACUGAAUCCAAUUUAGAUACUGAUUCCUCAUGUGAUUAUCAUAUUUCUAACACACCUAUAAUCCCUUUCAGUCUUUAUAAUAAGUCCAUUACAAAUGACAAAAAAAGUUCUUUAAUGUCAGCUGAACAUAUUCUUAUAGAUCAUGAUUACUCUUUGCCAGCAUAUGAUGCUGAAUGUACUCUAGUUUCGGAUCCAAUACUUAACACUAAAAUAAACAACCAAGACCACCGACAGAAAUCCGAGAAAAAUUCACUUCAAAACUAUAGUAUCAAUAAUAAUAAUGAUAAAAACUUUAAUGCAUAUUUACCAGAAGUCGUCCGUACACCUCCACCUCCACUUCUGCAACCAGAAACUCAAUCUAGUAUUUUCGAAUUGUAUGCUCGUGAUUCACCACGUAAAAUUAAAAGUGAUUUCCUCUCGAAUUCAUCUCAUAUCCCCUCAGUUUCCUACGCUCAUAAUUCAUGGCAGUCUCGAACUUCAGAUACAAAGGACAUUUGGCACCCUGAUCUUCUGUUAUCUGACUCUUCUUCACCAGAUUCUCGCCGUCUAACGGUUACUCUUAAACGCGUUGGACCUAAGCAUUAUCAAAUAUCUCAACCAAGUAGACUUUUUAUUGAUUGA